AUGAAGAAGAGAUUAAGUUGCCUUUGAGUUGAUCUUAUCGAAGAUAAGAUCAAAAACAGAGGGAUUUUCAUUAUUGCUUCACUGCUGUUUUAUAUAUACCUUACAUGGACUUUUAUCCUCAGUCGGCCACCAAGAGACAACACUCCAGUGGUUAUUCGGAGUUCUUUAGAUUUUCCCAAUGUUGCCUUUGUUGGGAGAAAUAUUGCUGAAGUGCUUUCUCCAAGGGUCAAGGUUCUAGAUAGCUCAGGCAGGCCAGUGACUGGUGCCAGUGUAGAGCUUAAUGUUGUACAAGUCACUAUGGAUACUACAGAUCCUAACGCUCCUAUUUGAGACACAGAUUAUAGGAGAAACAUUAAGGGGUCCUUAGAAUAUAUCCGGUUUCAUGAGGUUUGUAAAAUAGUAUUAUCCGGAAAUAUUGAUAAAACUGAUGAAAGUGGCCAUGCUUUAUUUGAUAACCUCAGAAUUGAAAGAGGCCCAGAAGGAUUCUAUACCUUCGAGUAUACUAUUAACCUUGGCGAAGGCAAGGUCGUUAAUUCAGAAAGAUUCAACUCUUUUAUUAGAAGUGACAUAUUUUCUAUGGAGAGUAUGAAUACAAUACCUUCGACAGAUGCACAGUUGAAUAUUCCGUUCUCUGAGCAACCAAUUGUACGCUUGUUGGACAGUGAUGGUAAACCUUUAAAGGGUAGAAGAGUAGUUGCAUUUAGCUGGAUAGAUCCUACCUUCUUAGAAUCUGUAGUUUAUCAGACUAAUUCCCCUUCUCAUCUGAAAUUUUUAACCUUGGAGAAUGUUAUAUCUGAGCCUUCUGAUGAAAAUGGAAUUGCUAGGUUUACGUCUUUAACUGUGUCAGGAUCAAAUGAAAUUCUUUCAUAUAUCCAUUUCUAUUCUGAAGGAGUGACCACUCCUUGGACUGAUAGACCGAUUGGGAAUGGGUUUGAAGAUCUGUUCUCUCCAAGAGCAAUUUUCCCCUUCAUUCCAAUGCUAGAUGAUGUGUUUAUUGAAAUUGAGAAUGAUCAUUCACGAGAAGAAAUAGAAGGGAGUAUUUUAAGUGCACCCUACAGCCUCAUUGUCAGAGAUCCAGAAACAUUAGAGCCAGUUCCAAACAGACUUUGCUUUGCGAAUAUGUAUAAAUCGAGAGGUGAUGUGAUCCCAGCCGGUUAUCAAAGUUGGUAUGAUAGAAGACCUGUUAAGCAUAUUGAAAGGCCAAUACCUGGAGAAUAUACCAUCGGAGCAGAUAAUCCAGAAUAUGCUGGAGAAGUUCUGUCAAAUAUUUAUCUUACAGAUAGGGAGGGAAAAGUUUCCUUUGAUGACUUAAGAAUUUCAACAAGAGGACCUAUCGGAAAUUUCUCUCUUGGAUUUAGUUGUGGAGGAGCGUUUAGAGCAUUCUCUGAACAUGAAAUUGUUGUCAGAUCAACAAUCGAUGAAGAAAAUGUCAGAUUUGCUCAGCAAGUACCUGACCAAGUAUUUGUUGAUGACUUAAGUGAAAAAGAAUUUGAUUUAAUCUUAAUCAUUGAAGUUCUUGACUCUGAUCGAGCAGGAGUCCUUGGGAAAUACCCCGAGAAAAUCAUAAUCAAUACAGAAGACCCAUCUUAUCAAGGAUAUAUUGAUGCUGUAAUCGUUCAUGAACAUGAUCUAUUUGAGGCAUCUGAGGAAGAUGGAGUUAUCACUGUUCCAAUACGCAUUACUAAGAUUAGUGACAUUAUCAGAGCAAAUAUAACUUUGAUUAUUGAUGACAUAAACAUAACUACCAAAUAUAUUGAAUUUACGAGGCUAGAAUCGAUUAACAAAAAUUACAUAUCAUCUUUGGAGAUUGUGGACGCUCCCAUAGAGCAAUUUGAGAAUGGAAUUGAGAUUGAUGAAACCUUUGAUAUUUAUGCUCAUGCUUAUGAUAUUGAUGGAAAUACAGUAGACUAUAAUGAUCUAGAAUUUAAAUUAGAGCUUUUUUUUAAUCCUAUAACCCAAGCUCCUGCAAGAAAGACAGUCGUUGUUCUUGAGAGUAAUGCAUACUCUAUCAGUCGAGGGAAAGUGAGAUUUAGAGGAAAUAAAAUUACAAGAGCUACUACUGGCCAUUACUUCCUCAGAGUUCAUGCUUAUAAAGCAGGGGAUUCUUCUAAAAUAAUACUUAGCACUGAUACAAUCAGAUUCUUCAUGUCAAUAUCAUUUGAUGCAGCUAUAAUUGCAGGUGUGGCUGAAAAGAAUGUCAAUGCUCUGUUUUACAGCCCGAAAAGUUUGAAUUUUGUCCCUCCUGAUAAAUUAGAGGAGCAGGUUCAUGAAAUAAGAAUGGAUCAAACUUAUGUCUUCAAGAUCUUAGCUGCAGACUUUACUUCAGGACCACUCAAGAAUUAUUAUGUCAAUCAUCCCAAGCUUAAAUUCGAAGAGUAUCCCCCAAUAAUGCAUGGAUUAGAUAAUGGACCUUUUAACUAUGUCACUAUUCACUACCUUUCACGAUAUACUGACGAAGAGGGCUUCUUUUACAUCGAGGCAACUGUAGAAUACGGAGGAAUAGGAUUUUAUGUGGUUUCUUUUGAUUUUGGAACAGGAAUUUCAACCCCAAUAAGCUUCAAAACUAACAAUCCUAUUACCGGAAUCAAGAUCCAAGCUGAGCCUGUUAUUUCUAAUGUCCCGCCUGAUGACCGAGAUAUUGAUGGAUAUUAUACAGGAAGAAAAUUUAACAUAUAUGCUCGUGUUUUGAUUGAUGUUUCUAUUGGGCCCAAGUCAGGAUAUUUGGUUAUAGCACAUCCUCAGAGUGUUGAUGGAAACCAUGCGACUGCUGAGAUUCUUCCUCACACAAUCCAUGAACUUGAUCACCAAAAAGAUAAUUUUAUAGCAUGGCUUUCACUAUUAAAAGAGCAAAGAAUUGCUGUUACAGAUCGAUAUGGAGAAGCUAAGUUUAAUCAUCUUUCUAUAUUUGAUGUUUCAGGAGAACACGCUACAGUCAAAUUUGUUUUUGGAGCGGGGGAUAGAAGGGAAGGAAUGUAUACGGUCACUGAGCCAACCAAUAGAAACUAUACAUUUAUCCAAUCAAAUUCUUUUGAAGUUGCUCGACAGCCUGGAAGGCAUACAGCUGCUUAUGUUCCUAUUGACCCUUCUCCAAAGAUAAGGAUGACUUCUCAGAUUCUUAAUUCUUUAAAUAUAGUAUCUGCUCAGCUGAAUAACCUAUUUAGUAAGGAUAUUAAUGAUACUUUUGAAUUGCUGGUUACUGAUAGAUAUAUGAGUGGUACAAUCUGUUAUGGAGUAUUCUCACCAAAUUCUAUCACAUAUGUAUCUGAUACAUGCAAAAUGGAACCUUUGAAAUCAUUUAGCAAAGGCCCUCCUUAUGAGGUAGAGAUUACAUUUGAUCAACUAAGAUGGGACACUUAUGGAGUUAACAGUAUGAUUUCACUCUCUUUCUCAAGUUUGAUGGGACAUCAAUCUGAUUUUGCAGCUAUCUCACAAAGAAUGUAUGUCGAGAAUCUUGCCAGUAAUAUCAUCCUUCUUCAUGAUCCGCCUGCUGAAAUUUCGAUACUACAAGUAUUUGUCUUAGAAGUACUCGUUACAGUAGACGGUGGAUUUCCACUUGCAAACGCCAGAGUUACUUGUAAUGUCACAAAAGAUCUAGAUCUUUCUCAAAUCUCCACUGAAAUUUUCACUUCCUUUGCAAACACUGAAUACAAUGUACAAAGAUCUAGCCUGCUUGCUCCUGGAAGUAGACUUGACGAGAAGAGGUCUUCAGCUAUCACAAACAAUCAAGGAAUUGCUAGACUAUUCCUGCGAGUGCAAGAGAGCCCUAUAGAUUCUAGUGUAAGGCUUGUUUGCCAAUCAGGGAGAGCGGUUACUUCACCCUCCUCUAAAAUCAACAUUAAGCAUCCUAUUAGCAGAAUCACUCAAAGUGAAGAAUUUAGGGAGACUGUCAGGCUGCAGUUUAAUAGAGAUCCUGAUGGGUUUACCUCAACACAUGUCAAACUUUCAUCUACAUUCACUCUAAACUUACACCAAGAUGAGAACACUGAAGAGAAUAUCAUCAGAGCUCAAGAUAUCGUGAUCUUGGUAGUGAAAUUUUCUGAAAUAGAGCAACUAAGAGCAACAAAAUCAGAAAUAAAAGAUGUAAUGGGCCAUUUCAAUAACUUCACCCAAGAAAGUUCAGUUGCUCAGGAGUUUAUUGAUCUGGGUCUGACCUUAAUGAGAGGAGUAGAAACAGUGGGAGCUUUGAAAAAUCAAGUUUCUGAAAGAAAUAGAGCUAUUUUUAACAGACCAAAUAUUCAAGGAUCACAAGUCACCAUCUCUAAUGUUACUCUGAUUCUUAACGAGCCUGGUAGAUAUGGACUCAUUUUUGGAGCAAAUGGUGUCUUUACAGAUAUCCAAACAGAGGAAGCUCAGAUUGAGACGAUUCAUGAAGUCCAUGUAGUUCGAAGAUACUUUAAUCUUUAUCAAACAGCAUUUUUGACUGUGUUUUAUUUUCUAGUUCUAGCACUAUCUUCUAAACUAUUCAAAGGAUAUUGGCUUUUCCUGGCUCUUGUGAUUGUUGGAGGCUAUCUCUACCUCAUGUCUACUAGAGAAGACGUUGAAAUGGUAUAUAUGAUAGUAGUCUAUGUCCUAGCCGGCCUCAUUGCACUCUACAUGCUAUGGGCAUUUCUGAUUUAUUUCAUUGAUACUUUUAUCAGAAGAAAGAACCCUGGAUACUUCUUUGAUAAGAAGAAGCAAUAUUUCAUGGAAUAUGUUUAUCAGAGGCUAAAUAAUCAUCCUUCUAAUCAUUGGGUGAACAGGAGGAAAAAUUUGAAGCUUAAUCUAGAUGGGCUAUAUAAUACCAAAAUGAAGAAUGAGGAUGAAAUUGAGAGUUUAAAAUCCUCUAUAAAGACCUUACCUAAUUCAACAAACGACAACAUGGUUAGAAUAUCAAACCAAGAUCUGACAGGCUCUUUCGAGAUCAAAAGGGAUCUCUCUGGAAGCAGUAUUGUUGCUGAAAAAGUAAACGAAUAUCAGUCUAUCAUGGUUAUUCAGGACAAACUCACUAAACAAGAGUUAAUGGAUUUAGAAGUAGAUGUAAUUCCCUUUGAAGAUCUUGGUCUCUGCGGAAAAUUCAUAAGGAUAUUUACACCUUUUGAGCUGAUGUAUAGAAGGAUAUGGGUCAAUGAUUGCUUUGUUUACCCCCAGGUGUUACUCACAUGUGUGCUAAUUUGUGCCGUCUCAAUGGGAUAUCUAGGUUAUGUAAUGUUUACAGUAAUUUUUGGUAUAACAGAGUCUAUAAAAGGGGUAUAUUCUAAUGUGUAUGAUUCAGUAUUUGGAUUCCUGAGGAAUGGAGUUGAGAGAUACUUUGACACAUUGAAAGUUCAGGCAACUACCACAGGUUUAUAUGACUACUUUGAUCAUUUGGAGACAACAGAACAUACUCUAAAUAAUCUCAUAUUUGCUAUUAAGUUAGGAGUAAUAGUUGGCACAACAGUAGCAAUAAUAACUGUUUUUGCAAACUUAUUUCUGAUUCUUUUUGAUUAUAAGAAGAGAGUUCUUGAUGCAAGAAAAGGAAAUUUUAAAUUUAGGAAAGAUAAAAUCCCUAUUAGCAUGCAUUCAGGGUUAGCUGGAGCAAUUAUUAGUAACAGUAUAUUCAUGUUUUUCGUUAUUAUCAUUACUUUGACAAUUGUUUUCUCAUUCCUGGCUUGGCCUCUUUUCUGGAUAAUUCUUUGGAGACUAAAAUGGAAUAUUCUCAGUAUUGCAAUAGGAAGUAUUGUUACCUUAUUAAUAAAGUUGAUUUUUAACAGAAUCUGCUACAACUUCGAUCAUGUGAAGAGAAGAGGAUUGUUAAGCUUAUUUGAUUUCUUCUUGCUACAAGUUGCUAUAUUAGCUGGAGUAGUUCUUGCGAUAAGCAGGCUCGGAAUCCUUUUCAUUGCUUUAUUCAUCUCUGUUAUGCGGAUAGAUGUAAUGGCUAUCCCAGAAUGGUUUGCUAACAUAUUAUACAUUGACUCCUUCAACAAAUCGUACUACGCUUCAGUACUUGUUCAACAUUACCAGAACAAUCCGAUUAUGAUUACAUUUUACGAACUGAUGUUCUUGGUAACCAGGCCUGUUGAAUCCAAUGAUUCAUUAGACUGGGAGGACCGCAAGAGAAUGAACCGCAGAAAGAUUAUCAGAAAUAGGUUCCACCUGUGGGUUUUCAUGUCUAAAAAUCCUUCCCUCAAGAAAUACAGGGUUGCUAAAUUUGAGAAUGAUGAUGACAGCGAUGAAGAAUUCGGCAAAAAUGGCUAUGAAGCUCCUGAUCUUGAACAACAAAAUUACCUACAAAAGCUAGAAUACCAAGAGAAAAUCAGCGGAGACGACUCUUUACAGAAGCAGACCAUAGAAGAAACUAAAGAUGACCCAAGAGUCAUCGAGGUUAACGAUGAGGAUUUGACUCAUGAAGAAGUUGCAGAAGUUCGAACAGGCACUCCCAAGUUUAAUGGUAAAAUAAACAGUUCUAAUAUCGACUCUAUGAUCAGCGAAAAGUUGGAAGAAGAGAAAGAAUAAGUAUUUAAUUCAAUCAUU
Molecule: messenger RNA, 6489 nt
Organism: Moneuplotes crassus
Lineage: Eukaryota; Ciliophora; Spirotrichea; Euplotida; Euplotidae
Source: the annotation of a GenBank genome assembly